ACACCAGGUCUUGCGUCACAGAGAGUGCUAGAUGAGCCUCUUCUGUGUGCAGUUUAGCCAGCUCAGCUGUACAACAGAUCGCAAACGGAGGAGGACGAGAAGAGAGGCGGGGGCUUCAAAAUCAUCAAGUGCUGCAGAGAGAGGAUUGUGUGUGCGCGGGGUGAAUGAUCGCCUGGAUAUUACGCAGAAGAUAAGAGGGAUACAGAGCUGUUAGCCUUGGAUACUUGAAUGGAAAGUUAGCAGCAGUUAUCAAAUAAAUCACUAACUUUCCAGCUUUCACCAUGCAUCUUUGAAAAUAUAUAAUUUGUUCUAUUCAAAGGCAUCAUCCUUUUUCUGCCAAUCAAGCUGUUAUCUGGCUAUCUACAUGAUUUGGUUCCAACCAGGCAGCUAUGAUGGUUGGAAAGCCAGUGAGGCAGUGGCGGUCCAUCUGUAAGGGACUAAUACUGGGCGCACUCCUGACCACCUGUAUGAUUCUACUGUACUGUCUGUCUGCUCCAGAGGUCCACUUCAGCCUACAAGAAAUCCCAGUGCCUUACUCAUGUGCACAUCGGCCUUCUACCACCCAUGCCUCAACAAUCUCUAACAGGUCCCAUCACGGCUCUGGGCAGAGAACCUGCACUCCAAAAGUGGACAUCAUGUUCAUGAAAACUCAUAAAACAGCUAGCAGCACUUUCCUCAAUAUACUCUUUCGCUUUGGCGAAAAACACCACCUCAAAUUCGCCUUCCCCAACAGUCGCAACGACUUCUCCUACCCCUCCCCAUUCCAUCGCUCACAAGUGAAGGACUACAGGCCUGGAAUGUGUUUUAAUAUCAUCUGUAAUCAUAUGCGUUUCAAUGCUGUUGAGGUGGCCAAAGUGCUGCCAGUCGACACAGCUUACCUCACAAUCCUUCGUAACCCGGCUGAUCUCGCCGAGUCUUCGUUCCACUAUUUUGGACGUGUAGUGCCACUAACAUGGAAGAUUUCAGGGGGCGAUAAGCUUCGAGAAUUCUUGAUGGAUCCUAAGCUUUACUAUGACCCGGAAGGAUUCAAUUCAUUCUAUCUGAAGAACUUGCUCUUCUUUGACUUUGGGCAGGAUAAUAACUUAGAUCCUGAUGACCCAAAGGUGGACGCAGCCAUUCAUGCAGUCGCCAAGCGUUUCCAGUUGGUCAUGCUUGUGGAGUAUUUUGAAGAGUCUCUUAUAUUGCUCAAGGAUGCCCUCUGUUGGGAUAUGGAGGACUUGCUAUUUUUCAAACUCAACGCUCGGAAAGGUUCAACCAUUUCUAAACUUACUCCAGAACUCAGAGCAAAGGCACUAGAGUGGAACGCCAUCGAUUGGAAGCUUUACCACUAUUUCAACGCCACUUUCUGGCAGAAAGUGGACGCAUAUGGCCAUGAGCGUAUGGCAAGGGAUGUCGCAGAGCUGCGGCGCAGAAAUGCAAAAAUGGCUUCUAUUUGCAUUGAGGGAGGCCAUGCUGUUGAUGCAGGAAGCAUCCUAGAGACUUCCAUGCAACCAUGGCAACCAAUCGGUGAGAAGUCAAUUAUGGGGUACAAUCUGAAAAAGAACAUUGACAAAGAACAUCUGAAGCUGUGCAGGAAGAUGCUAACCCCAGAGCUGCAGUACCUUACUGAUAUGGGCGUCAACCUGUGGAUAACAAGACUGUGGGGUCAUAUAAGAGAGAUCCUUCACUGGUAGCUGAAUCGAAAUGUUUUGCAUUUGAUCUUUACUGUUAAAAAGGAUAUUUCACCCCAAAAUGAAAAUUCAGUCAUCAUGUAUACACCCUCAUACUGUUCCAAGCACAUAUUUUUUGGAGAUGUUAGAUGUUAGGCAGAAUGACAAUCUCAGUCACCAUUCACUUUCAUUGUUUGGGAAGAAAAUGCACUGAAAGUGAAUGGUGACUGAAAAUGUCACUCUCCCUAACAUCUUUUGUGUUCCACAGAAGAAAUAAUGUUUUACUGGUUUGCAACAACAUUAGAGUGAGUAAAUGAUGAAAGAAUUUUUAUUUUUGGGUGAACUAACCAUUUAAGGUCAAAGGUCAGCACUGAUUUGUACGACAGACCUAAAACUUUUUUCUGUGUCAGAAAGAAAUUCAAAUAUUAAAAGACAUGACAGAACUUUUUCAUGGUUAAAUGAAUCUUACACAAACAAGUGGUGACAGUCACAUCUUUAAUAUGUUAGCUGUGUGCAGGGGCAGUUCUAAGGUCAAUGGAUAUUCAGGGCUUAGUGCAGACCUCUGUGGAUAUGUAUAGGGCCAUCCUUUGAUAAAAAUUUUUUUCUUUUUUUUAAUCUAAAUGUAGUACACUACACUUUAUAAAGAAAGUUGAAAUGUUACAUCUGUGGGGUGUUUUUUAAAAAGUAAGUCUUUAAAUAUUACUAAAACUAAAAGGUCCCAAUAGCUUUUGUUUCAGCUUCAAAUAAGCUCAAAGAUCAGAAGUUGCAUGUUAUUAACACAAGUGUGUUUAAAAAAAAAAAGUACACUUUUUUUGUCCCUUCCGGCCUUCCAUACUUUGAUGCACAUUGCUUACAGUUGACAGUAUUGAAGCCUAUUAUUGAUUAUCUUAUUGAUGCCCCUCUUUCUAAAACCCGCCCUCCAAAGAUAACGUUGUACCGCUGAGACUGCAGAAGAGCAGCAGUGCAAUUUCUCAGCUUGCCAAACACAAUAGUAGCAAAAUAGCGCCCUUAACUGACAACUGUAAUGAAUGUGGAUAUGGCAUAAAAGGGUUGAUGUCAUGCAUUUUUUAAUUAUUAUUUUCCUUGAGGUUCACUUAAUGUUAGAAAAAAAAAACAACAAAAAAAAAAAACAGUCAUAAUGUAGUAUUAAAUGACCUUUUUCCACCCUGUCCCUGGCCCUCUGUUUAAAACGCUCAGUUUCUGUGCUACUUACCCUUUAAAACUUCAAUAUACAUGCCCAGUGUUCUGAUUGGCUAACAUCUAUGCAGAGAAAACGAUGCAUUCAUUUUAGCCAAAAUACAAAGUUUCCUGACUAGCAUGAGACAGCUGAGAUAGCUAACAGCCUUACUAGCAUAUACUUCUCCACUGCCUUUCAUUACACUCCGCACUGCGCUCUUCUUACUUACUGUAAUUAUUUUAUGUCAAAUCAAUAUUUUGUGAGUAAUUAAGUAUUCCUUUGCUAAGUAACUGUGUAAUAAAAUAGAUCCGCUCUGCGUUGGAAUCCUGAUUAUAGUUUAAUGAAUAGUAAAUAUCUGACUAUUCAAUGACUUACACAUCAAACUAACACAGACAGGUGAAACAUUUGAAUUAAAUUUGUUACUCACCUGCAUUACCGUCUGUUCUCAAAAGAAUCCAUAAAGAAAUGUGCCGAUUGCCAAACAAAAUAUAAUUCCACACUGACGCAUUCAGGAACUUCAUUCAAAUACAUUUAAGCCAAUCAUUCCUAAUGUUGGGAUCCUUCGGAAGUCUAUGCAGAGAUGCAGAUUUUCCACAGCCAGAACACAACACCAUCUGGGGACGUUACUCCAUAUUAUUCAUCUUUAAAUUGGAUAAAAGCAAAUUAAAGUAACAAUAGUACCACUUUCAGUGUUGGAGUACCUCAGCAAAGCUCUCUCUCUCUCUCUCUCUCUCUCUCUCUCUCUCUCUCUCUCUCUCUCUCUCUCACACACCGUAAUGAUUACACAUGUUUUGGAGGGAGGGAUAUGCAAAUGACACCACAUCCUGACAUCAUGAUUUGGCCGAUUUCAAAAUGAGCCAUUUUUGCAGAGUGGAAACAUUGCUCUUUUUGGACUGGAAAGUAAGUUUUGAGUUCUGAAACAUAGAAUAUGAUUUUAUAGUACAAUGACCACUUCUAUGUGCAAAUAUCAAGGAAAAUAAUACUUCUUCUCAUGACAUGACCCCUUGAAACCUGAAUGAUCCGCUUCAGUUACUACACUUAAGCCAAUGCCCAAAAUGAUUGACAGAUAAAAAGCACAUCAAAGUCUUCUAGUUGGUGGAUCAAAGGUUGUAACAGCAGCCCACAUUCACAUUUUUGGUUUAAUACAUAAUUGUCUUGUAAUGUCACAGAGACAAUUAUUUCAGUGAUAUUUUUCAGGGAGUUGGAACAUCUUCUGCAUACCAUUCCAUAAAAAAAUCACUUACAGCACUUUUAAUUUAGUUUAAGAUAGCAUGCUGUAAAUAGGCUAGAAUAGGUACUUAUGAUAUAAAAAAUGUAAAAAAAAUAUAUAUAUUUCUAGAUUUGUAAAAUUGCAAAUGUCCUGGCUCAUGACUUAAAGUUUGCAGAUUGCUUGAGCAUAUUUGUAUAUAUUACUUAUUGUUUUCAGGGUUAUAUAUCUUAAUUUCUUAUUAUUAUUUGGUACCAAGGGUGUAGCCAGGAAAUUACAUUUCGGUGGGCCUCAGUAAAAAUGGACGGGCCAAGUUUUUGCCCAAAUCUUUUUUUUUUUUUUACCAAAUUUUCCUUAACAACAGAGAAGCGGCACAUUCAAACAGUUCUUUCACACUUUCAGAAAUUAGAAUGUAUGCAUGUUUUAAACUGUUUUAAAAUAUAUAUUUGAAGUCAAAGAAUAAUCUCUAAUAUUCUGGGUUGGCCUGGGUCUAAUUUGGGUGCGCCCAGGCCCACCCCGGCCCACCCUUGACUAUGCCACUGUUUGGUAAUUACAGCAUCUGUUCUAAUACAGUAGCUCACCAAGACAGGCAUUUAGGCUGCAAUCGCACGUACGCACAUUUGCAUGAGUGCUGGAAAGCAGCCGCCAGCAGGACAGCACGUAGGUACUGAAUUGAUCGGUAUUUGGUAUUAUUGAUACUGUAUUGAAAAACUGGUAUCAUUAAAUUGUAUAUAUAUACAGUAUAUUACUUAAUAUUAAAAAUAUAUAUAUUUACAUUUAGUAUCAACAUGAUACUAAUUGACAUCACUAAAAAAUGGUAAAAACAUUAGGGGCUUAAGCCCCAGUAGUCUACUCCUAGCACCGCCCAUGGCUGCGUGUUUAUUAAAUAAUGUACUGUAUGUCACUGCUAUGUAUUAUGUAUAUGCUUGAGUCAAUCAUAAAAAUAAAUCAACUAUACACUUC
Molecule: messenger RNA, 4996 nt
Organism: Myxocyprinus asiaticus (Chinese sucker)
Lineage: Eukaryota; Metazoa; Chordata; Actinopteri; Cypriniformes; Catostomidae
Product: galactosylceramide sulfotransferase-like
Exons: 3
Coding region: 390-1673 (427 amino acids)
Biological process (GO): galactosylceramide biosynthetic process; myelination
Cellular component (GO): membrane
Molecular function (GO): galactosylceramide sulfotransferase activity
Source: RefSeq, a predicted model, not a curated record